Pollicipes pollicipes is the source of this 482-nucleotide messenger RNA. RefSeq names its product SOSS complex subunit C homolog. Gene Ontology annotation, cellular component: SOSS complex; nucleus; nucleoplasm. Bases 53 to 352 code for a protein of 99 amino acids. The record is from RefSeq and is a predicted model, not a curated record. Gene Ontology annotation, biological process: DNA repair. The transcript is spliced from 3 exons. Lineage: Eukaryota; Metazoa; Arthropoda; Thecostraca; Pollicipedomorpha; Pollicipedidae.
UUAUUUUAUGGCCAUCUGAAUCCAGAAAAACUAAAAACUUGGCCUCUGAAGGAUGUCUGCUAGCACCAGGCAAGCCAUAGAAAACAGAAAGAUUCUUGAAGAUCUCCAAGCUCAAAAGAAGCAGCUUCUGCUGAAGCCAGGAGCUGUUCCAUUUGCUUCUGGAACACCUGGUACUCCUGCGGGCGUAACUACAAGCGGUGAUCACCUGCUCUCGCCGGCGCAGCGGCAGGCGCUGCAGCAGGCCAACAGCACUUCGUUCGGCUACUUCGUGCCGCAGGACUCGCUCUUCGGCAACCUGGUGAUGCCUGUGAUCCCUCGCUUGGAGGUCGGCGGCGCUCGCAAGGACAAAUAGCGCCCCUGCGUCCUCUACACCUUGGGCCACCCCGCGCUCUCUACACCUUGGGCCACCCCGUGCCCCCUACACCUUGGGCCGCCCCGCGCUUCUCGUUUCGCGCCGCGCCCGCCAGGCGACGGCCGGUAUG